UCCCAAAUGUAAUUAAAUUUAGUUGGUCAAAUUUAAAUAAAUUUCAUAGAUUAAACUAUUUAAAUAUUUUAUGUUAGACUCAUUAAAUAUAAAUACGUAUUACUCCUAAUUAGAUAUGUUUAAGUAAAGUGAAUUAAAUUUAAAUGUGUCAUAUCUAUGAAGGGCCUGAAUCAUUUUUUUGAGUGUAUUAUCAACAGCCUAAAGAAGAGACUGCCCGAACCGGACCUUGUCCAGAUGCUGAAACCGCUGGAUAAACGCUUUUGGCCACAGCAACAUAGCGCCCGUAUCCUAUAUGGGGAAACUGAGGUUCGAGCAUUGGCAAAAACACUGGGAGAACCGGCCCGAGAGGCUGUCGAGGAGUUCCGGGACUUUAAAUUGCAAAACAGAGCACCAGGGAAAACGCUUGUCAAACUUCAAACAGCAAGUCUGACCUACUUGCCGUCCUCAGCUGAGUGUGAGAGGGGAUUUUUUGCCGUGAAUUCUACUGACAGCAAGUAUCGCAACAAGUUGCGUGAACAAAGCCUCUCCUCGCUUCUCUUCGUGGAUCUGAAUGGACCCCCUUUGGAGCAAUUUGACCCUCUGCCUUUUGUAUCAUCUUGGAUUAAAGCCGGUCACCGACCCUCAACAUCCUGGGUUACAGGACGGAAAGCAAAGACAGAAGACCCCAGGCCUCUGUGGUCACUUCUGAUUUAAGGUCAAAAUGAAAUGCGAGAUAUUUCUCUUUCUUCAAUUAAUGAUCAUGGGUGCCUCAACAAAAGAAGUUACCUGUGAGGGUGAACAACUCCUCAAUGUUGACAUAGUAGUUGGAUAUCCAGGUAUUGCUCCACCUUAUAAACCCGGACACAUUUUAGUUUUCCGAUGCACAGAUGUGAACCUAAAGAUGUACGGCCAACGAACAAUUGAAUGCCUCUCAAGUGGAAAAUGGGAUAACCCAUAUCCAAAAUGUGGAGAUGUAACAUGUUUUCUGAACACAACAGAGAUCAACAUCAAAAUAGAGCGAUUCCCAGAUAUUGAGGGACCAAUCAAACCUGGACACAAGUUGACAUUUUCAUGCAAUGGACAAGGGCAGAAAUUAAAAGGACAGAGAGAAAUCACCUGUCUGUCAAAUGGAGAAUGGAGCAGCCCUUUUCCUAAAUGUGAAGAGGUAGUAUGUGUUGCAAACCUCACAGGGAAAAAGAUCAUUGAGUCCGAAGUUGCCAUCAUACCUGGACACACAUUAAAUCUUGCAUGUGAUGGACAAGGUCUGGUUUUGAAAGGACAGAGAGAAAUCACUUGCCUGUCAAAUGGAGAAUGGAGUAGUCCAUUUCCAAAAUGUGAAAUGAGAACUGAAUGUGGGCCACCACCAAACCAGGAAAAUGCAGAUACAACAGAAAUACCAAAAAAUGAAUACAGUUAUGGACAGAAAGUUGAAUACAUGUGCUUUAAUAAAUUCACAAUGUUAGGCUCCCCCUACUUGAUCUGUGCGCAAGGCGAAUGGAAAGGAUAUUUUACAUGUUUAAAGCCCUGUACAGUGACAGUGGAAGUACUGGAUGAAAGAGGUAUACAGCUGCGAUGGCGUGGACGGGAAAAGAUAUUCUCACCACAUGGGGAUAGAAUCGAAUUUAGUUGUAAGAGAGGCAAAUCUUCAAUAGGCCUAAUACAAACAUGUAAUGAUGGAGUGAUGAAUUUGCCUCUCUGUGUGUGACGAGGAGAAUAAAACAUCACUGAUGCAUACAACUGUAAAAAAUUAAACUUUUGUAACACUCUCUAUGAAGCCUGUAUUUAUAAUGUAUUAUAAAGGUAUUCCUAAUGCAUUAUAAUACAUGCAUAAUGCCUUAUAAACAACAUUAUAAUGUGAUGUAUCAUCUCAUGAAUAAUCGUAACCACACAGUAAUAUAUAACUAUUUGUGGUUAUACUAUUAACUAUUACAAAUGAUUUAUAACAAACAAUGAAUAUAAUUGUAUCCACUUAAGUUAUAAUGGAUAUAUUAAAAGUUAUAAUGCUGUUAUAAUAUUUAUAAGUGGUCUUUGUCUGCUUUAAGUAACAAAAGUUAAG
Messenger RNA from Megalobrama amblycephala (Wuchang bream), 2035 nucleotides. RefSeq names its product complement factor H-related protein 1-like. NCBI's taxonomy places the organism in Eukaryota, Metazoa, Chordata, Actinopteri, Cypriniformes, Xenocyprididae. The transcript is spliced from 7 exons. The record is from RefSeq and is a predicted model, not a curated record. The coding region runs from base 701 to 1684 and encodes 327 amino acids.